Messenger RNA from Medicago truncatula (barrel medic), 2867 nucleotides. RefSeq lists its product as uncharacterized. The transcript has 13 exons. The record is from RefSeq and is a predicted model, not a curated record. NCBI's taxonomy places the organism in Eukaryota, Viridiplantae, Streptophyta, Magnoliopsida, Fabales, Fabaceae. The coding region runs from base 221 to 2476 and encodes 751 amino acids.
CAUGCCACAUACGUUACACAUUUCCAACAUCACGUCAAUGUUAUUUUAAACCCACCUAUUUUUAUCCAUUACACCAGAAAAACCAGAACCAAACUUUUCAAGAACAAUAACAAAAACAAUAAUGAAAAUCUCAAGCUCAAUAACAAUGAUAGAGGCCUAAGACAAAAGGAGAAACAAUACAGGAAUUUCCAAAUUCCUUAUCCACUCUCCUUGUGUCAUUAUGGCUGAAGAGUUUUCGAAAUCGGUUGAAGAAGGAAUAAAAUUAUCAAAACGAAUAUAUUUCGGCAAUGAUAGAGCGGUAACAGCACCAAAACCACCACCAACAAUGUCAAAAACAAAUACAGCUUUUCUACCGACGUCACCGAUGGUUUAUGCAGUUAUUCAUGAUCCUAAGAUUGUUGAUAAUCCUGAUGUACCUAGCUAUCAACCUCAUGUGCAUGGGAGGUGUGAUCCUCCUGCGUUGAUUCCGCUUCAGAUGAUUAACGGUGUUGAUCUUAGGGUUGAUGCUUGGUUGGAUACUGCUUUUGUUGAGGUUUCGGGAUGUUGGAGGCUUCAUUGUGUUUCUGGGAGUAGGAGUUGUGAUUGUAUUGUUGUUGUUCCUAUGAGUUCUCAGGGUUCAAUUCUAGGUGUGGAAGUCAGUGUUCAUAGGAAAUCAUAUUCAACUCAACUGGUCGAUAUGGAAGAUAAAACUGGUGGUAAGGACAACGCGACCAAAACUCACGAUGGAGGUUUUCUCAAGUCCAAUAUAUUUACUUUGACUAUACCACAGAUAGAUGGAGGUUCAAAUUUAUCAAUUAAACUUAGUUGGUCCCAAAAGAUAACAUGCUGCAACGAUGUUUCCUCAUUGAAUGUGCCAUUCACCUUUCCGGAUUUCGUUAACCCUGCUGGGAAGAGAAUGGGUAAAAAAGAAAAGAUACAAAUAAACGUGAACGCUGUUACCGGCAGUGACGUUAAGUGCAAGACAGCAAGUCAUCCAAUGAAGGAAGUAAGGCGCAGUGCCGGGAGCAUAGGCUUCUCACAUGACACCGAUCUUCUCUCCUGGUCGAAAUGUGAUUUUAGCUUCUCAUAUUCUGUCUCUUCAAGUCAAAUAAAUGGUGGGGUUAUUUUGGAAUCGGCAUCUGUCGAUGACAUUGAUCAGAGAGAGAUGUUUUGCAUGUACCUUUCUCCUGGAAAUCUUCAAAGUAGGAAGGUAUUCAGGAAAGACAUUGUAUUCGUUAUCGACAUAAGUGGAAGCAUGCGAGGAAAGCUAAUUGAUGACACAAAGAAUGCAUUAUCAGCUGCUCUGUCUAAGCUUGAUCCUGAUGAUUCAUUUAGUAUUAUAGCAUUUAAUGGAGAGAUAUAUCAAUUUUCAACUUCAAUGGAAUUGGCUUCAAAGGAUGCUGUUGAAAGGGCCGUUGAAUGGAUCGGCAUAAAUUUUGUUGCUGGAGGUGAUACAAAUAUUUUGCAUCCAUUAAACACGGCAUUAGAGAUGCUAUCCGAUGGCCGAAGAUCAGUUCCGAUUAUUUUCCUAGUUACAGAUGGAACUGUUGAAGAUGAGAGGGAAACUUGUGAUAUGAUAAAUAAGAAGAUCAGAGGAGAAUCAAUAUUCCCCAGAAUUUACACUUUGGGCAUAGGUUCAUUCUGCAAUCAAUAUUUCUUGAAGAUGCUUGCUAUGAUUAGUAGGGGACAACAUGUUGCAGCUUUGGAUGUAGAUUUGGUUGAGCUUCAAAUGCUAAAACUGUUUGACAAAGCUGCAUCUGUUGUUCUUGCAAAUAUCACGAUGGACGUAUUCGAUGAUCUGGAUGAAUUUGAGGUCUAUCCUUCUCAAAUUCCAGAUCUUUCAUCAAAUGGUCCAUUGAUCUUACCUGGAAGAUUCAGGGGAAACUUUCCAGAAGUUGUUAAAGUAAAAGGUGUCUUACCUGAUUUCAGUAAUUUUGUGAUAGAUUUGAAAAUACAAAAUGCCAAGGACAUGCCAUUAGAGAGGGUUUUUGCAAGAGAACAAAUUGAGUAUCUUACUGCACAAGCAUGGCUUACUAACAAUAAACAAUUAGAACACAAGAUUGCAAAACUAAGCUUGCAAACUGGCUUUUUAUCUGAGUAUACACGUAUGUCAGUUCUUGAGGUUGAUCAUUUGAAGACAGCCAAGCAAUCAGAUGGAACAAAAGCAUCAAAAAAGAAAGGUGAAAAAGACCAAGGCCAGAGAACACUUUUGCUACCAAAACUAGGUAUAGGUUUUGGCAACUUAGCUGCUACUGCUGAGAACACUCCACCAGGAGGUGAUGAACCAAGCUUGAAUGAUAGUGCUGAAAUGUUUGUUAAAGCAGCCACACAUUGUUGUGGAAGCUGCUUAAACCAUUGCUGUUGCAUGUGCUGCAUUCAGGUCUGUACCAAGAUGAACAACCAAUGUGCAACUGUGUUUUCUCAGCUAUGUAUUGGUUUAGGAUGCUACAGCUGCCUCACUUGUUGUUCAGAGAUGUGUUGUACUGGAGAUGAAUGAUGAAAUCUCAAAGUUUGUAGUAUGAUUGUUGUAUUUUAAUUGUGUGCGCGCGCGGUUGUUACAUGGAAAUGUAUAUUUAAGUCGUAUGUUUCGCUUUAUAGUUCUUUUUCCUUCAGAUUUGUGUUGUAUUAUAGAUUUUCCUAGAGUUUAGGCCAUGUUAUAUGUCGAAAUAGAAACACCAUUCUAUCAAACAUUUUCACUCAUUCCGUUUACUAUGAUAUCUUUACUUAUAUGCACAUGCAUAACAAGAGUACUGGUAACGCACUUUUAACACACGUUUUUCAACACACUCCUUUCCAAUGGUUGAAAUUUAAAUGGGACCCACUAAAAAAUGUGGGACACACAUAGAUUGGGUAGGCCUAUAUGAAUUUCAACCAAUAGAAAGAGAGAU